This is a messenger RNA of Nestor notabilis (Kea), 445 nucleotides long. Its product is annotated as creatine kinase U-type, mitochondrial-like. The transcript is spliced from 3 exons. The annotation marks the transcript as partial. The record is from RefSeq and is a predicted model, not a curated record. Gene Ontology annotation, biological process: phosphocreatine biosynthetic process. Gene Ontology annotation, cellular component: mitochondrion. Gene Ontology annotation, molecular function: creatine kinase activity. Lineage: Eukaryota; Metazoa; Chordata; Aves; Psittaciformes; Psittacidae.
UGCUGAGUACCCUGACCUGCGGAAGCACAACAACUGCAUGGCCAGCAACCUGACGCCAGCCAUCUACAGCAGGCUCUGUGACAAAGCAACCCCAAAUGGCUGGACCUUGGACCAGUGCAUCCAGACGGGUGUUGACAACCCCGGCCACCCCUUCAUCAAGACUGUGGGCAUAGUAGCUGGCGAUGAAGAAAGCUACGAGGUGUUUGCUGACCUGUUCGACCCCGUGAUCCAGGAGCGGCACAACGGCUUCAACCCGCGCACCAUGAAGCACUUCACAGACCUGGACGCCACAAAGGUGCAGGAGCUGGGCAGCGGCGCUGCGCACAACAAUGAGAAAACCUUCCUGAUCUGGAUCAACGAGGAGGACCACACGCGCAUCAUUUCUAUGGAGAAGGGUGGCAACAUGAAGCGUGUCUUUGAGCGGUUCUGUCGUGGCCUGAAGGAG